Messenger RNA from Sphenostylis stenocarpa, 636 nucleotides. The record is from the annotation of a GenBank genome assembly. NCBI's taxonomy places the organism in Eukaryota, Viridiplantae, Streptophyta, Magnoliopsida, Fabales, Fabaceae.
AUGAGUGCUUGUGGGAUUAAGAGUGGAAAAAGUGAGACCAGUGAAGACGGUGCCAAUGAUUCAGUGGCUUUGGGAGAUGUGAUAUUUAUCAAGCUUCGUGGUAGCUCAUGGUGGCCUGCACAGGUAGUUGAUGAAAAUAGUGUUAAUAAGAGUGUUAAGCCAAGCAGACGGAGCAAACGAUCCCCUGGCAACAUCCUUGUUCGGCAUUAUGGAAGCUAUACAUACUCGUAUGCAGAUCCUAUCAAAUGUCGUGCUGAGUUUAAGACUAUACUCGAGCGUAAUGAUGGUUCUCUCAGGAAACUACUUUUGCAGACUCUUGAACAGGAUCUUCCUAGCACAAAAUCCCGUGGAUCAAAGGGGUCUUUAUUGCAGCCUAAAGGAGCAUCAAGCAAAGAUGCUGCAGGCAAGAGAAAAUCCAAUGGGCAAGAUAAGGAGCAGAAUAAAAUCAAGCACAAAAAGCAAAAAGAUAGGUCAAACGAUAAUGAUUCGGCUAGCCAAAGUCGUGAAACAGGCUCGUUAGGAAAGUCCCCAGAGUUGAGCUCCAGGAGGAUAAGAGUGAUGGAAAACCUUGGCCUCAUUGCUCCAGCUGGGUCACCAUUCCAAAAAAAAGCACAUAAAUCUAACAAAGCCUCGUGA